AUGCCGGCGGAUGUGGAGUACAGUCCGGUGGGCGAGGGACUGGGGAUGAGGGACUUCUGGCUCUACGUGUGGAUGAGGAGGAUCUCCGUCAUCGCCGCGCAUGUCAUCGCAGUGGGACUCACGCUGCUGAUUUCUCUGUUGUCCCGGCCGGGAACAAGUCUGUUUUCCUGGCAUCCGGUGUGCAUGUCUUUUGCAUACUGCCUGUGCAUGACAGAAGGCAUCCUUCUCUUCUCCGCUGAAGGAUCAACCUUCUGCUUCAAAUCUCGUAAAGGCAAAGUCCGCCUUCACUGGUUCUGCCAGGCCCUGGUCCUUGUGGCAGCUGCCACCGGGGUUAGCUUCAUGGUCGCCAGUAAGAAUGUGUCUGAGCACCCUCAUCUGAUCACCUGGCACAGUCUACUGGGGGUAGCCACCCUGGCUGCAACUUUGCUCCAAGUGGCCUGCGGCGUUUGCCUGCUCUUCCCCAAGCUGCUCCGGGUUAUCUCUCCCCCCAGGAUGAAGCUCUACCACGCCACCUGUGGCCUGGUGGCCUACCUGCUCGCUAUGGUGACAGUGGUGUUGGCCAUGUUCUCUGACUGGUUCCAAGCCACGGUGAAGGGAGUAGUUUGGUGGGCCUUCCUACUGCUGCCCUUUUUCUCUGCCCUGGUGGUAAUGAAUCAAAUCACUAAUGCCUACCUGCCUCGCAAGAAGAUCACCCGCUAG
This is a messenger RNA of Lampris incognitus (smalleye Pacific opah), 699 nucleotides long. RefSeq names its product probable transmembrane reductase CYB561D1 (gene cyb561d1). NCBI's taxonomy places the organism in Eukaryota, Metazoa, Chordata, Actinopteri, Lampriformes, Lampridae. The record is from RefSeq and is a predicted model, not a curated record. Gene Ontology annotation, molecular function: transmembrane monodehydroascorbate reductase activity. Bases 1 to 699 code for a protein of 232 amino acids. The transcript is spliced from 3 exons.